UUUCCUGACACACCAAUGGGACACGGAGCGCCGCUUCAAAACACGACGCGCACGCGACUUCUCUUCAUGCACAGGGAGGAAAACAAAUAAGCAAGCAACCAAGCGGACGUGACUAGACUGCAUACUCGGAGGCCGUGGGGGGGGGGGUUGCGCGCGUCUCAAGAAGUGCGCGCACUCGCGCUUCCCCCUCCCUCGCGCGUGGCUAUUUAUUUCUCUCCCUGUCUUCUCCCCCUUCCCAGCUUUCCUUUCUGUGACGACGGUUGCCAUAGUGACGGGAAGCGAACCCCAACCGUCGCCGCGCGCCUUUGCUCCUCCUCACACACGCUCCCCCACCCUUCCUCUCGCGCCCCCUUUCGCUCCCUCCUUCCACUUGCAGGCAGAGCUGGGUGGGGGUGCGCGCGCGCGUUUUUGUGAGGGAGUGAAGCAAGGGGAGGGGAGAUGAGAUGGCGGCCGACGGGGAGGCGGAGGCAGAAGUGGAAUGGGUGGUAGACAGCAUCGCCGGCUACCUCCGCAGCCCCGCAUGGUCCAUCCCCAUCCUGGAGUUCGUGGAGCACAAGUGCGAGGUUUUUGAUGAUGAAGAAGAGAGCAAGUUGUCUUACACUGAAAUUCAUCAGGAAUAUAAAGCUUUGGUUGAAAAGCUGCUAGACAGUUACCUUAAAGAAGUCGGAAUUAACGAAGACAAAUUCCAAGAAGCUUGCAUGUCUCCUCUUGCCAAGACUCGUACGUCACAGACCAUUUUGCAGCCAGUAUUGGCAGCUGAAGAUUUUAGAUUGUUUAAAGAGAUGAUGGUCCAGAAAAACAUUGAAAUGCAGUUGCAGGCCAUUAGAAUAAUUCAGGAAAGAAAUGGUGUGCUACCUGACUGUUUGACAGAUGGGUCUGAUGCAUACACUGAAAUUGAAGAAGAAGAGAUGAAAAUACUAAGGGAGGUUCUCAGGAAGUCUAAGGAAGAAUAUGAGCUGGAGCAAGAUAGGAAAAGAACAGAAGAGUCACAUGAGAAACUGAGAUCAUCUUAUGGUGCACACAAAUCUCCAGAUCUGAGUGAAAGUGUAGGAACUAAAGAGCCUGUUGACCAUACUACAAAACUUUCACCAGGUCGAGAGGCAAAACACAAAGACUUAUCUACCCAGGAACUGUCCUGUGCCAAACUGAAAGAAGAUAGUCGGAAGAAAGCAAUUGGGAAUGGUUCUGAAUAUGUAACAAAGCAAGCAGGAAUUGAAGGACGUAAAUUAUCGGAACUUGGAGCACAAGAGCUCAGGGAGCGUGAAGACUAUCUAAAGCAGAAACGAGAUGCAUUGAUGGCUUUGAAGAAGGAGUCAAAAACUAAUUUGCCACCGCCACCACAAAGUACAGAGCAGAAGGAAGAGCUGUUACCUUCUAAGGAGGGAAUGACAGAAGAAGAAGAGCAAAGGUUGUUAAAGAAAAGAAUCCUUGCAGCAAAACUUAAAGAAGAAGUUAUUAAUAAGCGAUAAUUUAGAGAAGCUGCUACUAAGAGUUGGGGACAAGAAUGAUCUUUUAAUAUAUAUUUAACCAUGAACUGAAUUGUUUGCUUACAAACACUGUAUACAUUAAUUUGCUUUUAUAUAUUACAAACAGUAACUUUUUUCUUGUUUUUAAAAAAAAUUAGAUAUGAAAUUAAACAGAGUAAUAAUUUAAUUUUUUUUAAAAGUAGGCUUGAUUGUUCCAAAGCAUUAAGCACCCAGCAAUUCCAGUAUGUAUUGCUAAAUGUGAACACUACAAUUCCUUUACUUGCUUUAAUAAUUUUCCAGUACUUUGUCAUGAAUAUUACCAUUGGUAGAAUUCAGCAUUAAACUGAUUAAACUUG
Rhineura floridana is the source of this 1822-nucleotide messenger RNA. It is a transcript of the gene CFAP36, whose product is annotated as cilia and flagella associated protein 36. The record is from RefSeq and is a predicted model, not a curated record. Gene Ontology annotation, cellular component: axoneme; ciliary base. The transcript is spliced from 10 exons. NCBI's taxonomy places the organism in Eukaryota, Metazoa, Chordata, Lepidosauria, Squamata, Rhineuridae. Bases 444 to 1469 code for a protein of 341 amino acids.